UGUUAAAAGCAGGUGUUUAAUCGCGCAAAUAAUUUUUAGUUAUAUUAAUUUUUUUUUUUUUAACAAAAUACUCCAAUUAGUAAUUUGUGCCUCAUCGGUUUUUAUAGUAUUAUUCAAAAUGAAUGCGUAUUCAUUAUACAGUAAAUUGAUAUGCAAGAAUUGAAGGAGAUUGCUAAACGUACAUAAGUGAAGGCAACCAAACCAUCAAAAGAAGUUCUAAAAGAAGCGAAUAAAGAAAAUUUUAUAAAUAACUUAAAAAAAUUAAUAAUUUUUUUUAUAAAUUUUAUUCAAAAUAUGAAAACUAAAUUUUAACUGCGCAGUGAGAAAUUUUGUAUAAUUAAAAACGUUGUGAGCAGAGUUUUUUCUAAACAUAACGAGGCGUGUUUGUUGAGUAUUUUUUUUCACAGCAACUCUUCUAUUUCGAGUUGCAAUGAGAAAAUUUAACUUCAUAGUCUAAUAAAAGCGAACAUUUUAAAUUUAUAUUGUCCGAAGAUAAAUAAAUGUUUAAGCCUAAGUAAUUUUGAUUAGCGUUCCGUUUUGGAAAGUUAGCUCUAAAUUACGAACAAUAAAUAUUGCUAGUGAAACAUAAAAGAAAAAGAAGGAACACAACGAAUUUGGAAAACAUUUACAAUAACCACAUCAUCAUCAGUAUAGAAUAGCAAGCAGAAAAUAAUGGGGAUUUUGUAUUGAAAUAAUAAGUAGUAAAUAUGAGAGGAAUACUGGGGGCACUUUGUUCAGGUCAACGUCCAUUGUGAACCACAUAUUUUCCUUGCCUCUCAGGUCAAUUGUUGCUGCUAGUGAGACAAUACGAGUGCAGUUUAUUUUAGCGGGUGACUGUUAAACCUGGCUUAACAAGAAGAUGGCAAUACCACCGCCGCCAGGACCACCACCGCCCCCUGGACCUCCGCCUCCACCAGCAAUGGGUGGUUUAAAAUUGGGCGGCGAUGGAGGGGGAGGGGGAGAUGCUCGUUCAGCUCUACUGCAAUCCAUACAAAAGGGGACUAAAUUGAAAAAGACUACAACCGUAGAUAAAAGUGGUCCGGCUAUGGCCGGUAAGGUGUGCGAUGGAUCUGGAGAUUCGCCAAAGAAGUCUAAUAACUGCCAUAAGAGCCUCAGCAUCAGUAACGGUAGUUCAAUAGACAAUGGAGCUCCUAAAUUAGGUGGUUUAUUCGAGGGUAUGACGGCCAUGCCCAAAUUAAAACCGGUCAAUGGCAACAAAUCUCCCGCCGUUACUCUUAACAAUAUCACUCAAAAUAGCAACAGUCCGCCGCAAGCGCAAACCACCACUAAUACAACCACCACAAGUAAUGGUCCUUUGGACUUUAAUGCAGAACUUAGUAAGCGUUUAACUUUAAAACGACAAAAACAACAACAACAACAACAAAGUCCACACAUCAUUGCUAACGAGACAAAUCUAAGAACGAAUCGUGGACCACCGCCUAUGCCGCCUACGCAACCGCCCAAAAAUCUACCAACGAGUACAUCCGAUUCUGUUUUGGAAAAGAAUAAAACGAACUCAACCAUCACCAACGUACGUUCAACAGUAUAUGCCAAUGAAACAACGAAAUCUUCUUCAACAUCAUUAGUUCAAAGUAAUAACGUUAACAAUGUUCAUAACAAAUUUGCGCAUAAAAUCAACACGGGCGGUACGGUACGAAGUAAAGCGGCCAAUUUAAAUUUGUCGUUAGGUCAUAAUAAUGUUUUUGUAUAUAAUAAUAAUAACAAGAACAAUAAUAUUAAUAACAAUAAUACUAUCAACAACACAACAUCGACACCGACAACAACAACAACAACUAUAUUUUCUAAAAACAAUACAAAUCAUUUCAACCAUUACAACAACAACAGCACAUCAUUGGGUUUCUCCACAGCAACAACAGGUUCUUUACGUAAUUUAGCUCCAAAUAAAUCGUCUUUAUUUUCCACCAAUGCAUCGACAAUGACAGCAACAACGGGUGGUGGUGGUGGUGGUGGUGGUGCUGGCAGUAGUAGUAACGGUGUUAGCAAUGGUGGUAGUCCCGUUAGUUCGGCUUCACCAUCGCCACCUGCAAAAUCACCAACACCUCUUGUUAAACCGAAUCAUGGCAAACCGAAUUUUGCUCCUAAACCUCCAGGUUUGCAACAACUGGCCAUGGCGAGUGGCCAGCGUCCGGCCGUAGCACGUCAUCAUAGCAUGCGAUCACCCAGGUCACCACCCAUAGUGGGCUCUAAUGGAGGCUCUUUAUUCUCUACGCAACAGCAUUUCGGUACGAUGCGUACACCUCUAACACAGUCCCACGAGGCUAUUAAUUCAAGUUUACGCACAGCGCCGUUACCACCCAUUGGACGCCCAACAGUAGCUCCACCCAAGCCGCCUAGUGUUAAGCCUCCGCCACCACCCACCCCAGCUCGCAAUAAUUCCAAUUCAACCUUGAAUACGUGUUACGCAAAUACUUCCACAACUGCCCCGAUAAGUGCCGUUAACACCAUGCUCAUUUCUUCAUCAUCAACAACUACAAUGACAACGCUUGCUACAUCGUCGUCAGUAUCGUCACCCGUGCAAUCGCCUUCGAAUUCAUCUUCUACUAAUAGUGUUUCAGCAUUAAGAGAUCAAUUGCGUUCCGGUUGUACGAUUACGCCACCACCUCCUCCGUCGGCUACAAUAACAAGUGGAAAAUCUUCGAAUUCCAAUAGUCCGCUGAGUAGCAAUAAAUCACCUAAACCGAUCAUUUUAAAUGGUGGACCGAUCAACCUAAUCAACGCACCACCACUACCACCGCAUCGAACUUGCCCAGCACCUUUACCACCACAAAGGCUAACGAGCAAUACUCCUGGCGGUGUUCCUCCUGUGCCACCUCAGCGUCACUCGUCAAUACGUCCUAAUGCUCCGGUUACACCACCUACGGGUAUUGUAAAUGCUCCCGCAUUUGGUGGUAUUACUACAAAUGCUAAUGUCGGUCGUUUAGUCAUUGAUUUGGAAGCAAAGUUUGGUAAACGUUUUCAUAACGUUACCGAAUUUCCUAAGCCUCCGCCAUUUGUAAAUAUACCAAAAGUGUAUCCUAGUCGAACAGUUAAAGCAACAAAUGUUACAACAACUGGUGGCAGUAACAAUAACAACAAUAGUAGCAGCAGUGAGAGCAAUACUAACCCAAUAUUAAUGGAUAAUAAUAACACGAGCAUAUCUUCAAUUAAUAUGUUAGCGAAGCCUUUACAACCCGCCGGUUAUCAGCCGCUAUUUAAAAAACAUCGAGCUCCCGCUCCGCCCCCGCCGCAGGCUGGUGUAGCAGCAGCCACAGUUUCCAUAAUUAGACAGUCAAGUUUUCUCUACGGCCCUGCCGGUUUAACCUCCCAACAGCAGUUACAGUAGAAAGAAUUAUGACAAAGAAAUUUUCAAAGAAAGUUUCACAACCAUCUCUCCAAUGACGUUAAAAUGAUAAUCUAUUCGUAAAACUAGGAAAUUAUGAGAAAAGACUUUUUCUUUAAAAAACAAAAAAAAAAAGACAUGCCUUUACUUCAGAUUACAUCUUUAUACUCCCGUAUCAUUUAUUGUGUUUAAUGUUAAUUUAUAAAAAAAAAGUAUUUAAUACUCUACUUUAAACGAAUAUUCUCUAACCUUAAGUAUACAGAGUUAACAAACGUAGUUAUUAUAAUAUUGUAUUAAACUUAAUUUAGUUAAAUUCUCUUUAUUGUUUGGCAACAGUCCGACCUUAGCACAAGUAGUUGUUUCAUAAUAGAUCGUAAGCACAAAUUAGCAAAUGUCUUAUCAGUUAUAAAUUAAAAAAAAAAAAAAAAAAAAAAAAAA
Messenger RNA from Glossina fuscipes, 3778 nucleotides. RefSeq names its product WAS/WASL-interacting protein family member 2 (gene Vrp1). The transcript is spliced from 11 exons. The record is from RefSeq and is a predicted model, not a curated record. NCBI's taxonomy places the organism in Eukaryota, Metazoa, Arthropoda, Insecta, Diptera, Glossinidae. Gene Ontology annotation, molecular function: actin binding; microtubule binding. Gene Ontology annotation, cellular component: cytoplasm; actin filament. Gene Ontology annotation, biological process: actin filament polymerization. Bases 860 to 3343 code for a protein of 827 amino acids.